Pocillopora verrucosa is the source of this 2083-nucleotide messenger RNA. Its product is annotated as transcription factor Sox-3-like. Gene Ontology annotation, biological process: cell differentiation; anatomical structure morphogenesis; regulation of DNA-templated transcription. The record is from RefSeq and is a predicted model, not a curated record. Gene Ontology annotation, molecular function: DNA-binding transcription factor activity, RNA polymerase II-specific; RNA polymerase II cis-regulatory region sequence-specific DNA binding. NCBI's taxonomy places the organism in Eukaryota, Metazoa, Cnidaria, Anthozoa, Scleractinia, Pocilloporidae.
AUUGGCUGGCGGGCUGUCAAACGGGUUGACAUGAGUAACGCAACUAAAGGUUCAUUUAUCAAGAGUGUCAUUGGCUGCUCGCUGAUUGGCCAAUUGGCGUUGGCUCGCUUUCUGCCAAUCAAUAACACAUGGGAUCGAGGAGGCGAGAGUCAAAAAUAACGUGUGCUCCUCAUAAGCGUGUAACGAGGCUUUGAGAGCGUACCACGACAGAACGACAAACGAACUCUCGACAAACCGUCACAAUUUUGUCGUGGAAAAUUUGGCCGCCGCCAACUUGAAGGUAAUUUUAUUUAAAUUUGUGUCGUUCGUUUGGCCAUGUCGACGACCACAAUUUUAACGCCGUCGGCGAACACGGGCUCUAACGCGAACGGAGAAAGUAAUGGAAAGUGCAGUCCGGACCGCGUUAAGCGACCCAUGAACGCAUUUAUGGUGUGGAGCAGAGAACGACGGCGUCGAAUGGCGCAGGAAAAUCCGAAGAUGCACAAUUCGGAGAUUUCGAAGAGGCUGGGAGCCGAAUGGAAACUUCUCUCGGACGCCGAGAAGCGACCGUAUGUGGACGAAGCCAAGAGAUUGCGAGCUGUUCACAUGAAGGACCACCCUGAUUACAAGUACAGACCGCGACGAAAGAGCAAAACUUUGCUCAAGAAGGACAACAAGUACACUUUGUCGAUGUUAGGGGCUCAAGGUGGUCCGCCAGUUCAACGAUCUGUGGCGCAAAACCCGGCCGAACAUUUCGCACAAAUGAACGGUUUUACUUACGGUCCCAUUUCAGCGUACAGCCAAAUGAAUGUGAGUGAUCCUUAUAGUACAAUGUACGCCGGUCAUCCACUAUCACCGCAUACCCCUACACAACUACAAGCUACGAACGGCAUGCACCAUUCCGGUUACACUAGCAUGGGAGGCAGCCAAAUUUACCCUGUUGUUUCAUCGCAGGGUCAAGCUUACACCAUGAAUGGUACUGCUCCGUCGAUGAACUCGAUUACUCCUUUGUAUUCGCAGCCUAGCAAUCCUGUGCUACUACCAAACAUUAAACAAGAAAUCCCGAGCCCUGGCUCGCAGUCCAGCCGGACACGGAGCUGCACCGAUCAACUCGGAGAUAUGAUUAACACGUAUCUUCCUGGGGAUACUUCAAAUUUACAGAAUGCGAAUCAUCACCACCAGGUUACUGGAAGCCACGUUCCUCCCAAUCGCUAUAGCCAGUGGCAGGAAUCAAGCUCUGUGGCGAGCAGUCUGCCUGUCCAUAGCGGAGUGACUCCAGUUAGCAUUUCUAACGUUUCGGGCGUUAGUGGGACAAUGCCAUUAACUCACUUACCAUGAUGGAAUUAGCGAAACGCCGGGAUCAUUUCUACCGCAAACGCACGGUAAAUUCAUUCUGUAUUUUGCUACGUGAUCGUGUUCUCAGUCGUUUAUAGAGAGAAGUAAGAGAGAGAGACAGAAAAAAAAAGCAACACAGAGGUUAAGCAGAUUUAUUGCUUGACUCGGCUUCAAAGUCAAAAGUGCUGCCAUGCUAUUCGCUGGAGAGAUUUAAGACGAGGGGAUAAAAUCCGAACGGGUCGUUCCCGGAGAACUGAAUUUACAUGUAGAGCGAGAAUUUAUUGAGAUCGCGUUGUGGAUUUAUUUAAGGAACUUUAUGCCACACUCUCAGAUUGUUUUUGUUGGAUGUGAAUAAUUCUGCUGGAAAGAGAAGUGAACCUAAGUAAUUGAAACGAAUCGUGUAGUUUUCAAUACACGAAAGAUUAGUAUCAAGAGAUGAAAAAAAAAAAUCUCGCUUAAGUCGAGCUUUUUGUCAGUGUUCUCAAGUUGAACGACGAAAUGUUCAUGCAAUCAUUUGCUCGCUGAAUCGUUCUUUUGAACCCUUGUUGUUUGUUGGCUUGCAUGUUUAAAUUACUUUGUAGGAUUAAGCACGUUUGUAUGAAUUUCAAAACCCUAUGUGUACCAUGCUAAUAUUAGUCAGUAUUGCUGAGUUCCGUAAUGAUAUCUUGAUGAAGAGAAGCAACAACUUGUAUAUAACUUCAGAUCAAAGAGAGCAGAUAAUUAUUUCUUUAUUUUCCUUUUGAAGAAAUAAAAAAGCACAUUAAAAUAA